AUGAUGAUUCAGAACAUGUCUCCCUUUCUAUCUCGCCUCCCCCUCUCCCUCGGCUUCCAAACCCGCUGCUUCACAUCCACACGCACCCACCUCGCAAAGUCCCUCCCACCCCGCGUCCCCCUCCCGGACUCGGACAUCAUCGAGAAAUUCCUGCACGGCUCCGGGCCCGGCGGUCAAAAAAUCAACAAAACCUCCUCCGCCGUGCAGCUCAAGCACAUCCCGACCGGCAUCGUGGUGAAAUACCAAGACACGCGGUCGCGCACGGUCAAUCGCAAGAUGGCGCGCAAGAUCCUGCAAGAGCGCAUUGAGGAGGCCGAGCUGGGCGACGAUGCGCGGACGAAGGUCAAGCAGAGGGAGAAGAGCAGGAAGAAACAGAGUGCGGAUAAGAAGAAGAGGAGGAAGUAUCGGAAGUUGGGCGAGGAGCAGACGGGAGAUGGGGAUGGGGUGGAGGGUGAGAUUGAGGGUGGCGACGUGGAGGAGGCUGGAGGAGAAGAGGUGGUGCGUGAACAGGCAAGCACGCCCGACGACAUCACCUAUAUCGCCAAGUCCCUGGGACAGCAGGAUGCAGCUGAAAGAGGGAUGAGUCGCGAUGGCAUGGCUUGCGGUCACGCCGAGACUCACAACAGGUUGGCGAAGUGGUCAAAAGACAGCGCUGGUGAGGUGGAGAGAUGCAUGGCAUGUCAUCAGCUACAUUAUCCCAUCACUAUGUAG
This is a messenger RNA of Parastagonospora nodorum SN15, 711 nucleotides long. RefSeq lists its product as hypothetical. The transcript is spliced from 2 exons. The record is from RefSeq and is a predicted model, not a curated record. The coding region runs from base 1 to 711 and encodes 236 amino acids. Gene Ontology annotation, cellular component: mitochondrion. Gene Ontology annotation, molecular function: translation release factor activity. NCBI's taxonomy places the organism in Eukaryota, Fungi, Ascomycota, Dothideomycetes, Pleosporales, Phaeosphaeriaceae. Gene Ontology annotation, biological process: translational termination.